AUGGCAACCGCCAUUACGGGAAGAGCAGUGGCGGGUGGCAGGACCUCUUUAGAGGUGGGUCUGGAAGGUAUUGAUGCCCUUGGGAUGUUCGCUGCUCUCACUGAUGCUAGUGGUGGGUCCAGCACGCCGGCCAUCCUGAUAGGCCUGCCUCUGACUCAAGAAGAGAUGAGAAUAGUUCUGCUGGGGUCACACGCAGAUGUUAAAGCUUCUUGUGGGAAUGCAAUUCUGGGACAAAAGGUGUUCUCAAGGUCUUCCCUGAAUUUGUUUGAGAGGCAUGAUGGGAUGGUGCUGGAGAGACGUCUGAUGGUCAUCAACACUCCUGACCUACUUGAUCUCAUUCUUUCUCCUGAUGAACAAGACAUGAGGAGAUUCUUUAAUACGAUAUACCCUGGACCUCAUGCCCUACUUCUGGUCCUUAAGCCUGGAACAUUUACAGACGUAGAAAAAAGUGCCCUUCAGCACAUGAACAAAAUUUUUCGUGAAGGUGCAUCUGAGUAUGUGAUUGUGGUCUUCAUGCAUGAGGCCCUGGAAUAUGCGAGCACUAAAGACGUUGACACUGACAUCAGAACUGUGGAGUCUUUACUGCAGAUCUGCAGACAUCCACACCAUCAUUUACAGAAUAAUGAAGAUCAAUCAGGGGGCCUGAUUGGACUUCUGCAGAGUAUCGAGAAGAUGGUGCAAGAAAAUGGAGGCUAUUACCUGAAGAUUCCUGACAGUUCAAAACCAGUUGAGAAAAAAGAGACAAUCAGUCAAAGAUCAAAUACGCUGCCUCUAGGGACCAAAGUAAGGAGGAGUAUAGAUUUUGAUCAUCCUAACAUGUGUGCUCUGAUAAUUGCUCUUCUGGGGAAGAACAAUUCAGAAAACUACAGAGUUAAAAACUUGAUCCUGGAAAUAGGUCUGCAAGAGAGUGAUGCACCUAUCAAGAUCAGUGGAAGGUAUAAAGACUUCACUGAAGAGGACAUGAGAAGAGUGAAAUAUGUGCUGAAGGAAUUCAGCAAAGAGGCGAUUAAACGCACCAUAGUGAUCACAACUGAUGAAGAAACAUUUGACGCACACAUGAGUCCUAUGAUGAAGAAUAAAACUAUUCAUCAGUUAAUAAAGGAAUGUGGAGGAGGACAUCUGCAGCUUGAUGAACAAAAAACAGAACUGUGUUUUGAGAUAUACAAGAGGGUUGAUAAAAUACUCGAGGAAAACCUGGAAGACUAUCUCACAUGUGAAAUACAUGAAGAUGCGAAAGAAACGCGAGUAGAUGAAGAGCUAAUCCAGUCAGAGCGAGAAAACAAGAAGAGUUCUUACCAAAAAGAUAAUAGAAAACACAAAGAGACACAGAUAAAGAGAAGAAGUGAAGGAAGUUUUUUUUCUGAUACAAGAAAGCAAACUUCAAAAUGGAUUCAUCCCAAAAUGUCGCUAAAUUUCUCUGUAAAACAAAAGCUGAACCUGGUGUUGUGUGGAAGUGAUGCCACACUCAAGUUGUCCAUGUCAAACCUUUUACGAGGGAAAAAGAUAAAAGCUUCACAUCAGAGUAAGAGCUGCGAGGAGUGUGUGAAGAAAGAGGAGAAGAUUCAUGGGCGUCUGAUCAGUCUGGUGGCACUUCCAGCUCUCAGUCAGCUCUCAGACGAUGAAGUGAAGCAUCAGUCUCUUCACUGUGUGUCUCUCUGUGAUCCUGGAGUUCAUGUUUUCCUCCUCAUUAUUCCUGUUGGUCCUCUGACUGAUGAAGACAAAGCAGAAAUAGAGCUGAUCCAGAAGAUAUUUGACUCCAGAAAACACUUCAUGGUGCUUUUUAUAACAGAGCUCACUGUUGAAGAAAUUUCGUUAGAUUUUGUCAAAAGCACAGAAUCUCAGAGCUUAAUGAGAUUCUAUGGGGGUCAAUGCAGUGUAAUGGGUUUAAAGGAACCUGAAAACUCAAGACAGAUCCCAGAACUACUGGAUUAUAUUGAGAACAUGAAGACUGAUUUAUAUUCACUUCAGAUGUAUGUGAAAGCUCAAGAGAACAGAGUCAGACGUGAAACUGAGAAAAAAAUGAGUAAAUUGGAGAGUAAAGUAAAAGACCCACCACAGAAGAAUCAGUCAGAGGGUGCUGAAUGUGAAGCAGAUGAUUUGGAGUGUCUGAGGAUUGUGCUGAUCGGGAGAACAGGAAGUGGAAAGAGUGCAACAGGAAACACUAUUCUGGGUAGAAAUGAGUUUCAAAACCAAAUGAGCUUGGAUUCAGUAAAGACCGUUUGUAAGAAGGGAGUUGGUGAAGUUGAUGGCCGAUCAGUAGCUGUUGUUGAUACUCCAGGUAUCUUUGACACAACACUGUCAAAUGAUCAAGUAGUGGAAGAAAUAAUAAAAUGUGUUUCACUGGCAGCACCUGGACCUCAUGUGUUUGUCAUUGUGUUGAGUUUGGGGAGAUUCACCAAAGAAGAAACAGACACUGUAGAUCUGAUAAAGAAGAUCUUUGGUCCAAAAUCAGCUCAGUUCAGCAUUGUUCUAUUUACUAGAGGAGAUGAUCUUGGGAACGAGUCCAUACAAGAUUAUGUGAAGAGAACAAACGAUGCCGAACUCAAGAAAUUGAUCAGAGAUUGCGGAAACAGAUUCCUGGUUUUCAAUAACAGAGAAAAACGAGACAGAGCUCAAGUAAUUCAACUGUUAAACAUGAUAGACGAGGUGAAAAAUACUAAUGAGGGUCAAUACUUCACUAACAGCAUGUUUGAGGAAGCAGAAAUGUCCAUUAAAGAGAAAAUGAAGCAGAUAAUGAAGGAGAAAGACAGAGACCUUCAAACUCAGAGGGAUGAAUUAAAAGCUAAUUAUGACAGAGUAGUGAAAGACAUGAUGAAGCGAUUUGAGGAAGAAAAACAAAAAGCAGAUGAGGAAAGAAUUCAAAUGGAGAAUCAAUUCAGAGAAAAAGAAGAAAAACUCAAGCAAGAGUUUGAAGAGAAAAAGAAAUUAGAACAAAUGAAAAGAGAGACUGAAAACCAGAAACGAUCAGAAGAGGAAAAACAGCGAAGAGCUGAAUAUCAUCAAAAAAUAGAAGAAAUGAAGAGAGAGACUGAAAAUCAGAGAUCACAGUAUGAAAAACGGCAAAAAGAAAGAGAAGAACAGGACAGAGAGAGAGAAGAGAAAUACAGACAAGAUCUAGAAAAGAUGAAAAAUGACCAUGAAUACAUUAUAGCAGAGUUACUGAUGAAGCAAGAAGAAGAAAAUAAGAAGAGGUACAUGGAGGAGAAAAGGAGGAAUGAAGAAGAAGAGAAAGAG
Messenger RNA from Labeo rohita (rohu), 3234 nucleotides. RefSeq names its product GTPase IMAP family member 8. Gene Ontology annotation, molecular function: GTP binding. The record is from RefSeq and is a predicted model, not a curated record. The annotation marks the transcript as partial. The transcript is spliced from 8 exons. NCBI's taxonomy places the organism in Eukaryota, Metazoa, Chordata, Actinopteri, Cypriniformes, Cyprinidae.